Propithecus coquereli (Coquerel's sifaka) is the source of this 273-nucleotide messenger RNA. RefSeq names its product otospiralin-like. Lineage: Eukaryota; Metazoa; Chordata; Mammalia; Primates; Indriidae. The record is from RefSeq and is a predicted model, not a curated record. Gene Ontology annotation, biological process: sensory perception of sound. The coding region runs from base 1 to 273 and encodes 90 amino acids. The transcript is spliced from 3 exons.
AUGCACGUCGUCUGUGUGGUGCCGGGGCUGGUCUUCUGCCUCCUGCUGGGGCCUCUGGCAGGGGCCAAGCCGGCGCAGGAGGAGGCAGACCCCUACGCGCAGCUGCCGGCCAUGCCCUACUGGCCUUUCUCCACCUCUGACUUCUGGAACUACGUGGAAUACUUCCAGACGCUCGGCGCCUACCCCCAGCUGCAGGACAUGGCCCGCACCUUCUUCGCGCACUUCCCCCUGGGGACCACCCUGGGCUUCCACGUCCCCUAUCAGGAGGACUGA